Molecule: messenger RNA, 2738 nt
Organism: Monodelphis domestica (gray short-tailed opossum)
Lineage: Eukaryota; Metazoa; Chordata; Mammalia; Didelphimorphia; Didelphidae
Gene: PPP1R14C
Product: protein phosphatase 1 regulatory inhibitor subunit 14C
Biological process (GO): regulation of phosphorylation
Cellular component (GO): cytoplasm
Molecular function (GO): protein serine/threonine phosphatase inhibitor activity
Source: RefSeq, a predicted model, not a curated record
CAAACCUCCCCUCGCGCAUCCCCAGGCCCUUGGCCUUCCUCCCCAACUCUGGCCUCUGGAGCGCGCUCCUUCCACAUCCCGGGGCUCUAGAGCUGAGGGCUGCUGGGUGGAGAGGGUCCUGGGCAGCUUCUUUAAGGCUCUGGUCCCCGCCUCCUUUUUGCCUCCCUCCCUCCUUUUCCUUCUCCUCCUCCUCUUCUCUAACUUCCCAGACAAGCCGGCAGGGUGUGCGUCUAGAGAGCAGAGCCGAGCAGGUGCCAGAAGCUAGACCUUCGCUUGCCUCUGCUCCGCCUGAGCGGUUGCUCAACGCCGGCUCAGUAGCCAGCCCGGCUGGGAGGAGGACUGGGGCAGCUGCCUACCUCCCUUAUCUGUGCCCCCGCCCCCUUCUCCCCAGGGUCAGAGCCAAACGGGAGCUGCUUCCCAUCUUCUCGGGAUUAAAGCCGGAGCUCGCACUCCCGCCUGCCCGCUCGCUCUCGGCAGCCAGAGCGCUGCAGGCUGGGACCAUGUCUGUGGCUACCGGCAGCAGCGAGCCGGCCAGUGGCGCAGGGGGCGGGGGCAGUCGGGUUUUUUUCCAGAGCCCCCGGGCUGGCUCAGGCGGCGGGUCAGGCUCCAGCUCCAGCGCUGGUUCGGGCUGCAGCACCGGAUCUGGUUCCUCCCGGGAAGAUUCUGCUCCGACAGUUGUGCCUGCUGUGGCCGGGCAGGUUCAGCAGCAGCAGCGGCGCCAUCAGCAGGGGAAAGUGACCGUGAAAUACGAUCGGAAGGAGCUGCGGAAAAGGCUAGUGUUGGAGGAGUGGAUCGUGGAACAGCUGGGGCAGCUGUACGGUUGUGAGGAAGAAGAGAUGCCAGAUGUAGAAAUCGACAUUGAUGAUCUUCUUGAUGCUGACAGUGAAGAGGAAAGAGCUCUCAAAUUACAGGAAGCUCUCGUAGACUGCUACAAACCAACAGAGGAAUUUAUCAAAGAACUCCUAUCUCGGAUAAGAGGCAUGAGGAAACUGAGUCCCCCCCAAAAGAAGGGUAUAUAAUUUUUUGCAUGGAGAGUAGAAUUCUCUCCAAGAGACACAGAAAGGGAAAUGGGAUUUUGAUCACAAGAAGACACUUAUUUAAGAGAAAAAAAUAGUUGUCUUUCUGAGCAACUUUUCUUUUGUUAAGACAUUUUAUCCAUUGGAUGUUUCUUAUUUGUUUUUAUGGAUUUUUUUUAGACCUUUUUUUUUUUUUAAGUCAAAGCUAUCAAUGCUUUGGAUGCAGCACAACUGUCAAUGGAAGAUUAUCCAAUCAGAUGGAAGAGCCCAAGGGAUUUGAUGGAGUCGUCUUGGUAGCUGACAUGGGCAGCCCUAUCUUACGUGGCAAAUGGGAGGGUGUUUGGAAGCUUAUAGAGCAGGGAGAACGGGUUUCUUAUAUAGAUAGUUUGGUAAUAUUUUCCCCCUCAAUUGUAUAGUUGACUCAGAUGUCCAAUUUCUUGUACUUGUAUAUACACAAUUAUGUUACACUGUGGAUUGUGAGUAUUAUUUCCUGUGGAUGGAAUCGAUGUUUGGUCAUCCUUUAAUUGGAGACCGCAGCAUAUGUGUUUUUGAGGGGCAAUUUUACAUUCGUAAUGCAGGUGCUGAGAUUUUAAAAAGUUCACUUUAUGCACCAAAGUGAAGACAUUAAAUGUAUCAGUUCUUUCAGGAAGCUACACUUAAAAUUUUUGGUUGUUACUGUUUUCAAGGGCGUAACUUAUGGAUGGACUUCAUAUUUUCUAUUGAUCCUGAUGCUUUGCCAGACCUUCCUCACUGCCUCAUUCGUAAUAAUUUGGAAUCAUGUUAACCCUUUGUUUGAAGCUCUGAUAGGAUCUCUAUAGAGGAAUGCCAGCACUGUCUGAACAGUGUUUUACUGCAGAAAAAGAAAGCACUGUGCAGCAUUUACUUCUCUGCUUUCUACAAAAUACAGUGUACUCUUUCUCCCAUUAAAUAAAGCAGGUCAGAAGAAGGGAAGCAUGUUAGAGAUCCAUCUCAGGCAAACUGGGUGCUUUUGGCCCUAGGACAACACUAGGUCUCUCACAGGGAGAACACAAUUCGAGUGUCCCAUUGAGCUGAUGGGAGGCAGGGAAGCCUCUACCUCCUAUGAUGACCUAAUUCUAGGAAGUCUUGAUGUCAGAACAUGCUCCAAAUAGUGUCAGUCCUUUCUGACCCACCCUAGAAUGUGGGUGAGGGCAUAGCAGUUUAAUAGAAGGCGAAACUGGGCAAAGCUAUGCUGCCCAUUUCUUUCCCCUUUCCCUUGCUUUGGGGCCAGGCCUGGGAAGUCAAUUGUCCUUUCUUCCAUAGUAUAUUCCUGCUCCUUGUAAGAUGAUUAAAUAGGUCUGCAGUAGUGGCAUGGCUAUGUAACUAUGUCUAAAAAAAGGAGAGAGAGAGAGAGAGAGAGAGAGAGAGAGAGAGAGAGAGAGAGAGAGAGAGAGAGAGAGAGAGAGAGAGAGAGAGAGAGAGAGGGAGGAGAGAAUGCUCCAGGUGGACCUUUGGCUUCUUUGACUGGUAUUCUUUAUCUGCUAUGUGAUAUUCAUAAGUGAUCAUGUAAAAGAAGACAGUAGUCAGGCAUUUUAUAUCAAGGGUGCUCUAAACAUAUUUUAUUUUUAAAAAGAAAUAUGUUUGUGAAUUUUCUGUAUACUGGCAAGCUUUUUAAAAUGUAUUUAAUUUUGUAAUGUUUACCAAUGAUUUAUUUACAAGAUAUUUACUCAAAUAAAUGGAACAACUUACAACUCUUGUUACAUG